Molecule: messenger RNA, 1313 nt
Organism: Cimex lectularius (bed bug)
Lineage: Eukaryota; Metazoa; Arthropoda; Insecta; Hemiptera; Cimicidae
Gene: Rab11
Product: ras-related protein Rab-11A
Exons: 6
Coding region: 401-1048 (215 amino acids)
Biological process (GO): exocytosis
Cellular component (GO): recycling endosome
Molecular function (GO): GTP binding; GTPase activity
Source: RefSeq, a predicted model, not a curated record
CUGGCCAAACGGCAGAAAACCGUCAAAAGGGAAAUCAACCAAAAAUUGUCCACCACCGUUUCCGACGGCAAUUUUAAACCCACCACCCGCUGUGGGAGUUUGUGCUGGAAUUUCGGCGAAAAAUCCCAGCUGGCCGGUCGCCGUGAUCGCGGACCGACUGGGCGUAAAAGGCCGUCAGCCAUUUUACGUACGUUUUCUGAUAAAUUCAUCGACGUAACUCCCCUAUUGGUACGGGUCAAACAAGCGGAUCCUCGUUUUUCGCUCGUCCUCGGCUUUUUAUUUUGCAAAAAGGGACGUCGUUUCCAUCCUAGCUCGCGUCUCCGAGUUUCACGGCCGCUUCUGCGAGUUUUCAUCUGUAAGUUUUUCAGGCGUCGGCAAAGGGAGAAAAAAAUAAUUUACUAUGAGCAACCGGGAUGAUGAAUAUGAUUACUUGUUUAAAGUCGUUUUGAUCGGAGAUUCCGGAGUUGGGAAGAGUAAUCUCCUUUCAAGGUUUACAAGAAAUGAAUUCAACCUGGAAUCAAAGUCGACAAUCGGCGUCGAAUUCGCAACACGAAGUAUUGUUGUGGAUGGAAAGACCAUAAAAGCCCAGAUUUGGGACACAGCAGGUCAAGAAAGAUACAGAGCCAUUACUUCAGCUUAUUACAGAGGAGCCGUAGGAGCGUUGCUUGUUUAUGACAUUGCGAAGCAUUUAACAUAUGAAAAUGUCGAGCGAUGGUUGAGAGAGCUUAGGGAUCACGCGGAUCAAAAUAUUGUGAUCAUGCUCGUCGGGAACAAGUCAGAUCUGAGGCACUUGCGAGCAGUGCCAACUGAUGAGGCGAAAAGAUUUGCUGAGAAGAACACGUUAUCGUUUAUCGAGACUUCUGCUCUUGAUUCAACAAAUGUAGAAACAGCUUUUCAUAAUAUCCUUACUGAAAUUUACAGAAUCGUUUCUCAAAAACAAAUCAGGGAUCCUCCUGAAGGUGAUGUUAUCCGGCCACAAAAUGUUGAAGCAAUCGAUGUUAAACCAACUGUGAAUACAGAAAGUGUGAGAAAGCAGUGUUGUCAGUGAAAAAUGAUCAUUUAAAUUUGGCCCCAUCCCGAGAAAGAACAUUGCUGCUCACAUUCAAGUGAGCAAGUGGAAAUCCAUGGGGUGUCAAUGUUAAAUAUCUUAAUACACUCUUUUGUUUUAAAAUGCAAAGAUCAUUUAAUUGUUUUGUAAUUAUAUUGUUUAUAAUAUCUGCCCUUAAGCUGUAGUUCUUCUUUGUCUUGUAUGUUGUUAAUUUGUUAAAAACCCUAUAAUUAACCAUGUGCAAUAUAACAAUCAUUUAUGACUU